UAACAUGUUCCUGUGUGUCCAGGUGAACCCCCAGCUGUUCAGCGAUAGAGAGAAACAGCAGCUGGUGGAUCUGAUUCACACCAUGAUCUCCUACAACCUCUCCUACAGACAGGACAGGACGCCCGACGGACAAUAUGCCUACGUUCUGGAGCCGCGUGUAGAGCAGGUGGUCUGUUUCCCAGGCUUGCCCCCCCACAGACAGCUGACCUACCAGACCAAACAGACGAUCAGCAGAGAGAUGGACCAGGAGAGGAUGAGGAGAGCAGAAUCACUGAUGCUGCUACGCAACCCACACACGAAGCAGCAGGAGGAGAAGGAGAAACAGCCUAAGGCAGUGACGUCAUCGGUGACAUCGUCCGUCAGGAACCACCAACAGAGGCUGGAGAACAUCCUGAGGAACACUGUAGUCGAGAUCAGGCCGGAGGUGGAUUUCUUUGGCCGAGCCGUCGCCCCUAAGGAGAAACCACAGGUGGUCUCCGCUACAGGUGAGGUGUGUGUGGAGGUUGCCAUGGGGACAGCGGUUGGCAACAGUGACGUGUGGUUCCGUUUCAACGAGGGCGUGUCCAACGCCGUGCGACGCAACAUCUACAUCAGAGAACUGCUAUAA
Messenger RNA from Salvelinus fontinalis (brook trout), 607 nucleotides. RefSeq names its product chromosome transmission fidelity protein 18 homolog. The transcript is spliced from 5 exons. The record is from RefSeq and is a predicted model, not a curated record. The coding region runs from base 5 to 607 and encodes 200 amino acids. Lineage: Eukaryota; Metazoa; Chordata; Actinopteri; Salmoniformes; Salmonidae.